AAUAGCGAGGUGUCCGCAAGGCAGGAGUUGACUGUAAUCGGACACCUGUAAUCAGACAGUUACAUGAGCCAAUCAUUUUAAGUCCUUUCAGCUAAAUCCACCAAUCACCACAUUGAUUACAAUCACUAUAGCAACAAAAACUUACCCCUCACGGCAGGGGCCUUUUCCAAAAUGGCCGAAUAUGUAUCUUUAGAUAAUGUCUUUACUGGCGAUAUUUUCCCCGAUGUGAAUUUUGACACAUUUCCACAGUUUCUUCAGCAAAGUGAUGAAAGUUUAUUAUUGGAAUUGCCAGCUUUCACAGAUGAAAUACUAGAAACACAGCCCACAGUGACCACAGCAUCGUUGAUUCCCUCACAAAUUCCACGAACGGAAACAAUGCAAGUUGAAUUAUCUGAUUACCUACAGCGGCAACAUUCUGUUCCAGAUGAAAAUAUUUCCUUGCUAAUAGAGAAGAGUCCCGUUUUCCAGUUGUCUCAGGCGAAAAAAUAACGGAGAUAAACUAGUCGGCUAAAAGCAAAAACACAAAGUGUGGAAAAAAUAGUGUACAGCGCGAAAUAUUGACGACAAGAUUGAGAGUUUCAGCCCUCAAACUCUGGACGAGAAUUUGACAAAAUUCUACCUUGAAGUGAGAAAAAAGAAAGGCGAAAAAAAAUAAAACAAAAAAACCAAAAAGCCUAAAGACGUAGGAAACUUUCGUCCAAAAACUCAUCUCAAAAUUUUGAUUUCUGCGCAUGCCCGAGCAAAAAUGUGAUAAAACGCGAUGCUAGUGGAAAGAAAGGCAUUCUGUCUUGUUGCAAAUGCCUUUUUGAGUAGAUUAAAGCCCGUUUAGCUCAUAUCCAGGCUAAAGAUGUCUAGAAAUGCGUUUUUUCGGCCAAAAAUCUCCACGUGUCAAGGGGUUAAAAGCAAAUGAAUUGAAAAAAUAGCAAUAGUAACUGUUUGUCAAUCCGUCAAACAUUUACAAACCUCUAUCCUCCUUCCUUUACCAACUAAGAGAUUCACAAUUAUUCAUUCACAUUGUAAGUAAAGUUGAAUAGCGGAGAAAGUUUUCCAUUUAGUGGAAAGUACUAAGAUAUUCUUAGUUUCCACAUCGUCCAGUAAGUAUAGCAUAUUCAUGUCUAUAGCUGGAACAACAUAAUUAAGAGGGUUUGGCAUAAGCAUUUGCCGCGCCACUCCGGAAUGUUUUGAUUCUUGCCUGGCUGGAGAUGCAGUUCCCAGGCUCUCGUGCACAGCGGCACGAGAUAAGGCGAAGCCGAGAGAGACGAGUCGGCGAGCAAAGUGAGCCCGCGAACAUGAGAGCUUCUCAUUAUCUGUGCCUCUCACAAUACAAGAAAAGCCUUAUUUGUAUGUAAUACUGCGUUUCGAUAACAGUUGGAUUGAUCAUUUUUUAUUAUUCACCGUAAAAGAGAUGAUUAUUUGAGUGAACAUGAUUAUUCCAGUAUAGUACAAAAUAAAUCUUAGACAGAGAAUUCCUCGCCGAUUUUAGCAAAAAAGAGACUUGCUAUUGCGUUCAUUGUAACGCGUCUGAGGAGUUGAAAAUUAGAUGCUCCUGUUCUCCAUACAAAUUAUAUAUUAUAAACUACAUUAUAUUAAGCUUGGGUGACCUGUGGUAUAAACAAGAAAGGAUCACCGACUACUGAACUUCAGGAGCCACAUGUAAAUCAUGUUUUGGUUUAUUCCAGUUGUAAUCGGUUUGCUUGCAAUCUAUUUCGUAAGGAGACUGAUCCCUCGAGCGAAAGUUGAUGUUAAAGGCAAGUAUGUUCUUAUUACGGGCUGUGACUCCGGUUUCGGUAGAGAAACCGCCAUUAAACUGGACGAGAUGGGAGUUUGCGUGAUGGCGACUUGUUUAACGAAAGCAGGAGAACAGAGUUUGAAAUCCGUAACAAGCGACAAACUAAAAACAUUCCAGAUGGAUGUUACAAACUCACAGCAGAUAAAUGACGUUUGUAAGGAAGUAAAAGGGCAGAUUGCUUGUGGUGCAGCUACAGGAUUGUGGGGCCUGGUGAACAACGCUGGAAUUCUCCAGACACUUCCCAUAGAAUGGACACCACUGAACACCUUUAAACGUAUCGCAGACGUAAAUCUGUGGGGAAUGAUCGACGUCACUAAAACCUUCCUUCCAUUAGUGAAAAAGGCCCGGGGACGAGUGGUAAACUUCUCCAGUGGUACUGGUAAGUAAACGAUAAAAAAAAAACAAACGGUUUUUUCUUUCUUUUCCCUUUGCUUGGUUUGGUUUCGUUUUUUUGGACGUUUUGGGUACAGUAAAAACCUGUGUGUAAGAACGUAGUGGUUUAAGAACCUGCUGGCCAAAAUUUGCUAUUUUAAUACCCAAAAAUAUAAGAACCUGCUAGGUUUAUUUGUUUUUGUUAAUCUUAUGGCUCCUGUCAACAACCACGUCUCCUUCAUCGAAAUUAAGAACUAAUUUGGAACCUACUAAGCCUAAAUUGCCAACAACUAACACAAAAUACACGAACCUAUUUUGCCCGACCUCUGGUUGGAUCUUACACGUCGGUUUUUAUUGUAUAUUUUCAACUGCGACGCUAGCUUCAGCUAUGCCAAGCCGUAAUGUUUUCCAGUAAUUUCAGAAUCCUGCUAAUAGCGCCCUAAGGGCCGCCAGGCGGAGCCCCAUACUCGUAUAGGAAAGAAAAGGAAACCCAUGGAUUGAUUUUCUCAUGGUUAGCAUGGCUAGCGAUGUUGUUCGUGGGCGCGUACGCACGACGGCGGCGGAGUUGCCCAAGAUGGCAGCCAUACUCCAGCUAAUAGGUUGAAAGAGACAUACAGCCUUGGUUUUUAACGUCGUUCUUUGAUAUUGGACAUCCAUAUUAUGGUCAAUUGACACCUGUCAAAACAAGGUAUCCGCU
Molecule: messenger RNA, 2858 nt
Organism: Orbicella faveolata
Lineage: Eukaryota; Metazoa; Cnidaria; Anthozoa; Scleractinia; Merulinidae
Product: short-chain dehydrogenase/reductase family 9C member 7-like
Biological process (GO): steroid metabolic process
Cellular component (GO): intracellular membrane-bounded organelle
Molecular function (GO): oxidoreductase activity
Source: RefSeq, a predicted model, not a curated record